Molecule: messenger RNA, 1341 nt
Organism: Neurospora crassa OR74A
Lineage: Eukaryota; Fungi; Ascomycota; Sordariomycetes; Sordariales; Sordariaceae
Product: tetratricopeptide repeat protein 1
Exons: 2
Coding region: 177-1037 (286 amino acids)
Molecular function (GO): protein binding
Source: RefSeq, a predicted model, not a curated record
CGCCCCUGACAGCUUCCGUCCGCGCGCGGCUUCUUAUCUCGCAUGUCCCAUUAUCUCAUCCGCAAAACGCCUUCCUUCUACAGACCUCCUUCCAGCUUUCACUCCGAGCUACUGAAAAGAUACUACCAUUCCGAUACCGGCAACCUUGUAGCACUUUAAACAAACCUGCCUUGAAAAUGAGUUCCAAAACUCCUGAUGACAAGCUUGAGCAGAAGAAGGUCAAGGAUCCUCAAGCAGAGGAAGAAAAUGAUGAAUCCAAGCAGGCCGAUAUCAAAUUCUCACCUGAAGAAGAGGCUGAAUUGGUAGCUGAGUCCAACACACACAAAGCAGAGGCAAACGCCCUCUUCACCUCGGGCAAAUACGAUGCCGCCCUCAACAAAUAUGACGAAGCCAUUGCUGUUUGUCCAAACUACCUGGACUACCCCUUGGCCGUCUUGCGCUCCAACGUGGCCGCCUGUCACCUCAUGCUGGAAGCUUGGAAGGAUGCCAUCACGCACGCAACCAAAGCUCUGGACUUGCUUGACAAGCUAGAGCGGGAGGACAAGCUGGCUGCCGAGAAGGAAGAGAAGGAGAAGGAAGAUGUCGAAGAGGAGAUUGUCAGCGCUGGUGCAGCAAAGGCCGGACCCGCCGUUCCUGUCACGGAAACUGAAGCGCAGAUUGCCCGCCAAAAGCGACUAGAGGAUAUUGCCAGGAUACGGGCCAAAGCUCUGCUACGCCGGGCCCGGGCAAGGAGCGAGCUGGGUGGAUGGUCCACCCUCGAGGGGGCUAUCGAGGAUUACAAGAAGCUAUCUGCCAUGACCAACCUUACGGCUACCGACCGAAAGCUCGUCCAGGCGCAACUCAGAGCACUGCCGCCCCGGGCCAAGGCUGCUCAGGAGAAGGAGACUGCUGAAAUGUGGGGCAAGUUGAAGGACCUUGGGAAUGGGUUGCUUAAGCCGUUUGGUCUUAGCACUGACCAUUUCAAGAUGGUGAAGGAUGAGAAGACCGGUGGUUACAGCAUGAAUUUCCAGGGAGGUGGUGGCGAAGGCAAAAAGUAAUGUUGUGAAAGUUAAUGAGGGUCAGGGCUCUUGCGAUGCCUACCAGCGUCGUGGUUGAGGAUGAAUGGCUUCUUGAUAGUCCAGUCACCCAGCCAUAUGCACCUCUGACUGGGAAAGCUGAUUUUCCAGUCACCUGAAAAUAUUAUCGACCAGUAGUCAACACGAAUCGACAGUUCAAUGUCAACAGAUCGACAAGGGGGGGAGAUGAUCAGGAGCUCGUACCCGACAGCUGCAAUACAGCUGGCCGGAGCUAAAGCUCCAUAAGUUUUGAGGCUGAUUUAUUGGUGUGGCAAAGCCGGCAGUA